Molecule: messenger RNA, 3046 nt
Organism: Pyrgilauda ruficollis (rufous-necked snowfinch)
Lineage: Eukaryota; Metazoa; Chordata; Aves; Passeriformes; Passeridae
Gene: RLIM
Product: ring finger protein, LIM domain interacting
Exons: 5
Coding region: 312-2402 (696 amino acids)
Biological process (GO): random inactivation of X chromosome; ubiquitin-dependent protein catabolic process; protein ubiquitination
Cellular component (GO): cytoplasm; nucleoplasm
Molecular function (GO): ubiquitin protein ligase activity
Source: RefSeq, a predicted model, not a curated record
AUAGAAGGGAGAGCAGGGUGAAUAUCCGCACCGACAGGCACCAGUGCUGCCAGUAUUUGUUUUUUUGGCACCAUCGACGUUGCACGGAGUCCCCUCUACCCAGCGCGCACACACCUGAGGCGACAUGAAACGGCCCCACACUCAGGGGACCGCGGGGGCAUAGACCCUCCUGCUGCACCGCACCACGGGCGGGCACCGCUGACCCCCGGUCCCCUCCACGUUCCCUGGGAGCACCGAGCCGAGGAGCGGCCCGAGCAGCCAGAGCAUCACCGCCCCACCCUGCCCCACCCUCAGCCUUUGCCCGCACCAAAAUGGCGGCGGCCCCUGAGGGCCGGGGCCGCGCGCGCUGGGCGGGGCUGCCCUCCCGGGCCGCGCCUGCGCGGGGCCGCGCGCGCCUCCACUUCCGGCUACCGGCGGCCGCUUCCGGCCCCCCGUUCCUUGGUAACAAUGGAGCAGAAAAUGGCCGCCUGAGCGGGCAGGAGGCGGCGCGGCGGCGGAGCGACACGGGCGGAGCGCGGAUAGCCGGCACCCAGCCCCGAGCGGCGCGGGCAGCGGCGCACCCACAGCCCGGGGGGCGGCGGCGGGCGGCGGCGGCGGGCGGUACUCUUCUACUCAUCAAGAUGGAAAGCUCAGAUUCUAGUGAUAAAGGAAGUAUUGAUCAAUCAGAAGCCCAACGUCAGAGCCAGCUGGAUCGGUUAGAUCGAGAAGAAGCUUUCUAUCAGUUUGUGAACAACCUGAGUGAAGAGGACUACAGGCUUAUGAGAGAUAACAAUUUGCUAGGAACACCAGGUGAAAUUACUGAAGAAGAGUUGCUGAGAAGGCUACACCAAGUUAAAGAAGGUCCGCCACAGCAAAACAGUGAUGAGAAUAGAGGUGCAGAGUCCGCAGAAGAUGUUUCAAAUGGAGAUUCUAUAAUAGACUGGCUUAAUUCAGUCCGACAGACUGGAAAUACAACACGAAGUGGGCAGCGAGGAAACCAGUCCUGGAGAGCAGUGAGCCGGACUAACCCAAAUAGCGGCGACUUCAGAUUCAGUUUGGAAAUAAAUGUCAACCGUAAUAAUGGGAACACGAAUCCAGAAACUGAGAAUGAGCCAUCUGUAGAGCCUUCCAAUGGGGAGGAUUUGGAAAACAGCCAAAGUGACUCUGAAAUUCCAAGGUCUGAAUCACCAUCUGUAAGGCAGCCUGGAUCAGAAAGGAGCAGUGCGGAGGAGCUGACAGCUGAGGAGGCUUCCCCUCCUAGAGGGCAGAGGAGAGCCAGGAGUAGGAGUCCAGAACAGCGGCGGACGCGGGCUAGGACUGAUAGAAGUAGGUCACCUAUUAAUGCAGUGAGUGAGGCCCCUCGCAGGUCUCAUCACAACACAUCAUCUCAAACACUUGACCACUCCUCAGCGAGCGAGGCUGAGGGCAGCUCUAGAACCAGGCAGCACGUGACGUUAAGGCAGCACACAGUGGGGACUGAGGUGCCAAGUGAAAAUGCAGUUCUGUUUUCCCCCCCUGAAACGAGGCCUGCUCCUCAAGCAGCAGGUUCUUCAGAAACCACCGGCACCAGUGAGUCCACGGCUCCUGGGCAGAGGCCUCCCACCAUAGUGCUUGACCUGCAGGUGAGAAGAGUUCGCCCGGGCGAGUACCGGCAGAGGGACAGCAUAGCCAACAGGACCCGCUCCCGGUCCCAGACCCCCAACAACACGGUCACCUACGAGAGCGAGCGCGGAGGCUUCCGGCGCACCUUCUCCCGCUCGGAGCGGGCUGGGGUGAGAACUUACGUCAGCACCAUUAGGAUUCCCAUCCGCAGGAUCUUAAACACGGGCCUGAGCGAGACCACGUCGGUCGCCAUCCAGACCAUGCUGAGGCAGAUCAUGACAGGCUUCGGGGAGCUCAGCUACUUCAUGUACAGCGAUAGCGAUGCAGAUUCCAGUGGGUCAACUCCCAGUCACAACGUGGAGACUUCUGAGCCGCAGAGCGGGGGCGCCUCGGGCAAUGAGAAUGCAGAUGUUAGCUCAGGGGAGGUGUACGAGGGUGGGCACGAGGCUAGCUCAACAUCUGGUGCCAGGCGGGAAGGCCGGAAUAUGAGGGGAUCGGUCACUUUUGAAGAAAGUGGUUCUCUACCAUUCCUUAGCCUUGCACAAUUUUUCCUACUCAACGAAGAUGACGAUGACCAACCAAGAGGACUCACCAAAGAACAAAUUGACAACCUAGCCAUGAGGAAUUUUGGUGAGAGCGACGCUCUGAAAACCUGCAGCGUGUGCAUCACAGAGUACACGGAGGGCAACAAGCUCCGCAAGCUGCCGUGCUCGCACGAGUACCACGUGCACUGCAUCGACCGCUGGCUGUCGGAGAACUCCACCUGCCCCAUCUGCCGCAGGGCAGUCCUUGCCUCUGGGAACAGAGAGAGCGUGGUCUAAAGCAGAGCUGAGUCAAUGGCCAGGCAGCUGGUGUGAUAGUGAUGGGCAAAGAAGUCACUUCCUUUAUGGCCACUUUUUGAGUGGUACCUCAGUGUAUAGUAAUGACUCGGAGUGAAUCUUCCCUCAUGAAAGCAUUUUCUCUGGAUUCAAGAUUUGGGAAUUGGAAAAUUUCUUUAAUUAGGUUUUUCGAGUUCUAGUCGGUUUGGGUGUUCAAUUUCACUUGUCCAAAGACAUCUCCCCAUUUCAAAAUAUUUUUUUCUUUGUGAAGAUAUUAAGUUCUUUCUCCUUCCCAGCCCUUGGCAUCCCAGUCCAAUAAACAAUUUGUCCUCAAGAUUGUGCUUCUGAGGAGUUAUUUGAGAAGUUAUCCCAGCUCAGUGUCCAUGAGUCAGAGGAAUUUUUGCAAGAAAUCCAACUCUCUGAAAAAAUAAUAUUAAUUUAAUUGCACAUUUGAGCAUACUUUUAAUUUUCCUCCUGGGUUAAUAUUGGACAUGUCUGUGUAAAUAACACUAAUGUUAGCCCUUUCCCCAUCACUAUGGCACGCUGUAGGAUGAGCUGUUAGCGUAAUUGGGAUAUUUAUCUUGUUGUGGAAAUAUAAGAAUUGCCUAUGCUUGUUUAAAUAAAGGAAAAAAAAAUCUGUUUUAAAA